Messenger RNA from Molossus molossus (Pallas's mastiff bat), 978 nucleotides. Its product is annotated as olfactory receptor 51F2. Gene Ontology annotation, molecular function: G protein-coupled receptor activity; olfactory receptor activity. Lineage: Eukaryota; Metazoa; Chordata; Mammalia; Chiroptera; Molossidae. The record is from RefSeq and is a predicted model, not a curated record. Gene Ontology annotation, biological process: G protein-coupled receptor signaling pathway. Gene Ontology annotation, cellular component: membrane.
AUGCCAUGUUCAGUUAUUCAAAUAUCCCUGUCUUCUCAGUCCCUCAUCUUGUUGGUCUUCAACAACACCAAUGCUCAUCCUCUGAACUUCCUCCUGACGGGUAUCCCAGGUUUGAGAGUAGCCCAGGCUUGGAUCUCUAUUCCUUUUUGUCUCCUGUAUGUCAUUGCCCUGUCUAGGAAUAGCAUGAUCCUGUUUGUGGUCCUCCGUGAACAGAGCCUCCAUGAGACUAUGUAUUAUUUCUUUUCUAUGCUGUCAGCCACAAACUGCAUUUGUUCCACUACCCUUGGUGUCUUCUGGUUUGAAGCUUGAGAGAUCAACUUAAAUGCUUGCAUUGCUCAGAUGUUCUUUCUCCAUGCAUUUACUUUCAUGGAGUCUGGGGUUCUGCUGGUCAUGGCCUUUGAUCGUUUUGUGGCUAUCUGUGACCCACUAAGAUAUACCACUGUCCUCACUAAUGCCAGGAUUGCCCAGAUUGGGGUGAGCAUGUUGAUAAGGAAUGUUGCUGUCAUGUUGCCCGUUGUGUUUUUUGUCAAGAGGCUGUCCUUCUAGUCCUGUGGUCUUUCACAUUCUUACCACUACCACGUUGAUCUCAUUCAACUCUCAUACCCAGACAACAGAAUCCACAGCAUUCUUGGUCUGUUUGCACUCUUCUCCACAACAGGAUUUGACUGCCCUUGCAUCUUGCUCUCCUAUGUCCAGAUCAUUCGAUCUGUCCUGAACAUUGCUUCCUCAGAGGAGCGGCAGAAAUCCUUCAUCACCUGCAUAGCCCACAUCAGUGCUGUUGCCAUCUACAUCCCUCUCAUCAACUUGUCUCUUGUUCAUUGCUAUGGCCAUUCAGCACCUCCAUUUGUCCACACCAUCAUGGUCAAUGUCUUCCUGCUCAUCCCUCCUGUGCUCAAUUCUAUCAUCUACAGUGUGAAAACUAAUCAGGUUAGAAAGGUUGUUAUCAAGGUCUUAAUUCAGAAGCAGCUCCAAAUCUAA